AUGUAUGGGCGCGCCUACGGCAUUUAUUACUUUCGCAGACCAGCACUUAUCGUAACUGAUCCAGAACUCAUCAGACAGAUUCUAGUCAAGGACUUCGCCAACUACAGGGAUAGGUUUUCUGCAGAUGAUGAUGCUCUGAUUAAUCAUCAGCUUCAAAGUGGAAUAUUUUUUACAAAAGGUGAAACAUGGAAAAGAAUUCGAGCACUGAUCUCUCCUUCUUUCAGCAUUACUAGGAUAAAGUCCAUGAGUAACGUUAUCAACCACAGUGCUAACAGAUUAGGUGGGUACAUGCUGGAAAGUGCCAGGAAAGGAGUUCCAUUGGAUGCAAAGGUUCUUUUUGGUGCCUUUGCAAUGGAUGUAGUCACUGGCAAUGUGUUCGGCAUCGAUGUGGAUUCACUGAAAAAUCUGGACGAUCCCUUCUCAAGACAUGGCAGAAGUUUAUUUAUCUACAGGAAGUCGAUGAAGCUUCUAACCUUUUUAGGAUGUUCCUUUCCGUUGAUUGCUCGUCCCAUUGCUAGAUUUUUCAAUAGUGGAUUUUUCAAAACAGAAGAUAUGGAGUUUUUCAACACGAGUAUCAGACAGAUGAUAGAUGGCCGAAGCCACGAAACAAAAAACACUAAUAGAUAUGAUUUUUUGCAAGUUCUCAUUGAUGCCAUGGAUGGCAAUUCAGAAGACGCCGAACGAUCUGGAAAACUAACAAAGGAGGAGGUGGUUGCUCAGGGCAUCAUGCUGUUUGUUGCCGGAUAUGAGACAGCUUCGAGUACUCUACAGUUUCUUUCUUAUGAACUGGCCAGGCAUCCGGAAGUUCAAGACAAGCUAAUGGCAGAAAUUGAUAAAGUCAUAGGAGAUGAGGAACCUAGUUAUGAUGCAUGUUUAAAUCUCAAAUAUACUGAAGCAGUGAUUAAUGAAACAUUGAGAAUGUACCCACCACUGUCCUUGUUAACUCGAGAAAAUGAAACAUCAACAACACUGAAUGGAAUUAACCUGCCUGCAAAAACUGGGAUUGCAAUCCCAUUGUCCAUCCUCGGAUGUGAUCCAGAAUUCUGGGAAAACCCUGAUGAGUUUAACCCGGAUAGAUUCAUGGAAAACAAUACUUCUCGUAUCGACCCUCUUACUUUUAUUCCUUUUGGUGCAGGACCCAGGAUCUGUGUAGGAAUGAAGCUGGGUCUUUUAGAGAUCAAGAUGGCCCUUAUCCAGGUUCUACGGAGAGUGGUUGUCAUGAAGGCAACCCCAGAGAAGCUACACAUGAAUGAUUUGACAGCCAUGUUACAACCGUCGAAGCCAGUUAUGAUAUAUGCCAAGCCCCGGGAAACACAAUGGGCACAUAGUGAGUGA
Candidula unifasciata is the source of this 1335-nucleotide messenger RNA. The record is from the annotation of a GenBank genome assembly. Lineage: Eukaryota; Metazoa; Mollusca; Gastropoda; Stylommatophora; Geomitridae.